Messenger RNA from Strongylocentrotus purpuratus (purple sea urchin), 1070 nucleotides. RefSeq names its product histone H2B.2, embryonic. Gene Ontology annotation, molecular function: protein heterodimerization activity; DNA binding; structural constituent of chromatin. Gene Ontology annotation, cellular component: nucleosome. Bases 415 to 786 code for a protein of 123 amino acids. Gene Ontology annotation, biological process: nucleosome assembly. The transcript has a single exon. NCBI's taxonomy places the organism in Eukaryota, Metazoa, Echinodermata, Echinoidea, Camarodonta, Strongylocentrotidae. The record is from RefSeq and is a predicted model, not a curated record.
AUAAUGUCAAAAGUAGGAGUGAAUCAUAACCUGUGCAAGUAUGUCUUGGAUAAAAAGUCUCGACAUGUUCCAUAUUCCCAUCAAAAUCAUCGUCUUCUUCAACUUUUUCACAUUUCUCAUUCUUUGGGGAUUGAAUUGAACAAUGCAGAUAGAUUCCUAUAUUAGAACAUAUGCCCGUAUGAUCACUAUGUCGCCAUCUCUAGGCAGGGGAUGGAACAGGCACUAAUUCUGCGACGCCUAAGACCAAUGAAAGGAUCGAGACCGAGGCUCAUUUGCAUACGGACCGCAGCAUACGGAUCCGGCCCCGUGUAUAAAAAGGAAAGGUUCUCGCUGGCCAUUCACAGUAUCCAAAGAAUAUUUGCUUGACAUACUCGUUUCGCUGCAUCUUUACAGACCAGAAAACCUCAAUUCAUCAUGGCUCCAACAGCUCAAGUUGCUAAGAAAGGCUCCAAGAAGGCAGUCAAGGCACCUCGGCCCAGCGGUGGCAAGAAGAGGAACAGGAAAAGGAAGGAGAGUUAUGGAAUCUACAUCUACAAAGUCCUCAAGCAGGUUCAUCCAGAUACCGGCAUCUCCAGUCGGGCCAUGGUCAUCAUGAACAGCUUCGUCAACGACAUCUUCGAGCGAAUUGCCGGCGAAUCUUCCCGCCUCGCUCAGUACAACAAAAAGUCAACCAUCAGCAGUCGCGAGAUUCAGACCGCCGUCCGCCUCAUUCUCCCCGGAGAGCUGGCAAAGCACGCUGUGAGCGAGGGUACCAAGGCAGUGACGAAAUACACUACCUCCAAGUAGACAGGUCAUAUCCUGCUCUAAUUGGACAUAAUACAACGGCCCUUUUCAGGGCCACACAAAUAAUCAAGAAAGAAUGAUAUCCGUAGUAAUGUAGCGUAGUUGUUUAUUAAAUAAAUAAUGUGUAUAACGAAUAUAAGAUAUAAUCAAGAUUACACAAUAGUAUGUAAUAAUAUUAGCCCUAUAUAAAUCUCACUCUAUAAAUCUAGACUAGAGCAUAAAGUGUAGUCAUGAUGGUCGGAAGGAAGACGAAAAUAGUUGAUUAAUUAAAUAAAAAAGAAAUACAA